AUGGCAGCCAAAGGAACAUGUCAUGGCCUAUUGACACACGCUGCAGGCAAUAGUUGGGACACUACGGACUACGGACACCAACAGAAGGCUAACCUUCGACAAUCCGUCAGAUUGCAACGGAAAGCCUGGGUGACUGUGGUAGGAAUCCAAUUUUCAACAUGGCGGCGUCACCAGCAAGAAAUGAGUCAAGGUCAAGUUAUUCCCUGCGUUCAGCUUGGCCACAGAGGGCUCCUCGAGCUGUCAAGUUUCUCCCAGAGACUCACGCUGUUCCCAUUGAAAGUCCUGGAACACCAGCGGACUUUGUCAAGUAAGGAUGGAAGAGAAAUUGUUCCAGACCUUCCCUGGCGACCGAGUCACAGACUCCAUGCUUGGCUCAGCGCGCGUCGUCUGCGGGAGCAAUACUUGCCCGACCCCGCUACUACAAGCUACGUGCGGAUGGCCGUGGAUGGGAAUCUUGCUGGAAAUGCUUUCGCGUGCCGUUGGAAACACGGCGAGAAGAACAUUUGCUGGGUUACUCAGUUGGUUGUUGACCGUAGAUUCCCAAGAAGUACGUGGGUUCUGAUUCUAGUAGGGGGUAUCGAAAAAGCGCCGUUGGGCUUAGUCGAAGCGAACGCCAAAGCAGUCUUAGAAGCUUUGCCAAUACCUUAUAUAAAAAAUGCAAGGUUGUGCGGCUCCCUCUUCAAUCUCGAAGAUUUAACAGGACUCGUUUGCGAGGUCGACACUGGAUUCUUUGUGGAUCACAAGGAGCCCCUGGAGGUUGUAGAAGUGAUCGAGGUCGUCCUCGUCAUCCCAAUCCAAGGGAGACAUUAUACCGACUCAAUCGGUGGCUUACUGCUGAUGAAGGAUUAA
Molecule: messenger RNA, 849 nt
Organism: Histoplasma mississippiense
Lineage: Eukaryota; Fungi; Ascomycota; Eurotiomycetes; Onygenales; Ajellomycetaceae
Exons: 6
Coding region: 1-849 (282 amino acids)
Source: RefSeq, a predicted model, not a curated record